AUGCACAUAUGUAGGUCUGACUGUUCCAUGUUCAUAGGGUGUUACCAUAAUUCAGAUUCAUGCACAAGACGUCCCUGUGCAAACCAGUUUCUUGUUAACUAUGCCUACCACUUUUUCUCCAUCAACUAUGUAACUCAACAAGCUGCGACCUAUGAUGGACCAAGAGACAUUUUUUUUUUCAUUGUUUCAGAAAUAUCAGAGAAGUCGGCAAACGCAGUGAUGGGAACGAAGGCAGUUCUACUGAGAAGCAGAGAUAUCACAGUAGAGCAGGGCCUGGAGCAUGUAGCGACUUGGAACUCUGGAAUGCUGAGAUCUAAUGACCUGAUGGAGGCCAUCAAAGCUUUCAUGGAGAAGCGGAAGCCUGUUUUCUCUAAGCUCUGA
Molecule: messenger RNA, 381 nt
Organism: Triticum turgidum subsp. durum (durum wheat)
Lineage: Eukaryota; Viridiplantae; Streptophyta; Magnoliopsida; Poales; Poaceae
Source: the annotation of a GenBank genome assembly